Molecule: messenger RNA, 2829 nt
Organism: Humulus lupulus (European hop)
Lineage: Eukaryota; Viridiplantae; Streptophyta; Magnoliopsida; Rosales; Cannabaceae
Exons: 3
Coding region: 1-2829 (942 amino acids)
Source: RefSeq, a predicted model, not a curated record
AUGGCAAUAUUGGAUGUCUGCAGAUUGAAUAAAAUUGGUAUUGGGGCAUUGCUUGAAACAAAACUCAAAGGAGCUAGAAUAAAUGAUGUAAUGACUUCAACUUUUGCUGGUUGGAAUUUUUAUAGCAGUUCUAUUUUGGAGGGUCGAAUUUUGCUAAUAUGGAAAGCUCAUCUGGUGAAGAUUGAUAUUCUUCAGGAGAGUGAUCAACUCUUACACAGUAGAGUUUGUUUGCUUGGUAGGAGCCAUGAUUAUUGUAUCUCUAUAGUCUAUGGUUCUAAUCAUUUGGAGACUAGGAAAGUAUUAUGGUAUGAUUUAUCUACUGUUCAGAGGCCUGUUAAGCCUUGGAUCAUUUUGGGAGACUUUAAUGUUGUUUUUAAUGUAGAUGAUAGACUUGGUGGAAGACCUAUUUCUGUGAAGGAAAUGGAGGAUGCUCGCCAGUGGCUAGAUUUAGGGGAGGCUGCCGAAAUGAAGUCCUUGGGGCCAGCUUACACUUGGUCUAAUAAACAAGACGGGGGAGCUCGCAUUUUCUCCAAGUUGGACAGAGUUUUUUCUAAUGAGAGUUGGAGUGAUACCUUCCCGUUGGCUGCUGCUGUUGCUCAAUGGGAUGUGGUUUCUGAUCACUGUUUCCUUCUUAUCAAACAAGUGGAUUUCAGAAGGUCGGGAGUGAAGCCUUUUCGGUUCUAUAAUAUGUGGGCUGAUAAUGCAAAAUUUAGGGAGACUGAUCUAUCUAGCUGGAAUGCUCUUUUAGAGGGCCAAGGGUUGGUUAAACUUGUUGGGAAACUCACUAGACUCAAACAUAUUUUGAAGAAGUUUAAUUGGAGAUCUAUGGGAGAUGUUGUUUGUAACUAUGAGGAAAGUAAAAAUAAAUUUCAGCUGGCCCAAGCUGCUCUUCACUCGGAUCCUAUGAAUGCCUUCUUACUGGAUAAAGAAAGAGUAGCUCAGUUGGAUUACAGUAAGCAUGAGACGACUUAUGCUAGUUUUAUUCGCCAAAAAAGUAAAAUCACUUGGCUCCGCUUUGGUGAUGAAAACUCCUCAUUUUUCAUGCUACAUUUUAAGAAUCAUUUGGGCUAUGCUAGCAGGUUUACUGGUCGUAUUGAUCCCAGUUGUAUUGGUCACGGUCCGGUUCUGAAUUUUGAUGAUCAGAUGAAGUUAAUAAAGUCGCUUACCCUCCAAGAUGUUCGUUUAGCCUUGUUCGGUAUUCACUCAGUCAAAAUUCCUGGCCCGGAUGGUUAUGGGGCGGGUUUCUUCAAAACUCUAUGGAAGGAUAUAUGCAAGGAAGUUUCUAUGGCUGUUUUGGACUUCUUUGAAACAGGCAGAAUUCCUCACUUGCUCAAUGAUACCCUCAUUUCUCUCAUUUCAAAAGUGGAUCACCCAUCUUUGGCUUCUGAUAUCAGACUGAUCGCUUGUUGCAAUACCAUAUACAAAUGCAUUUCUAAAAUGCUUAGUAACUGGUUGGCUAUUGUUCUCUAUUCUCUGAUCAAUCUUAAUCAAGGAGCUUUUAUAAAGCAUAGAUCUCUGGCUUACAAUGUCCUUAUUUUUCAAGAUUUAAUUAAGGGGUACAAUAGGAAAAAUAGCUCCCCUCGGCGCACAAUGAAACUUGAUCUAAGUAAGGCGUAUGAUACUAUUGACUGGGAUUUCUUGGAGAAUUUACUUAAUACGCUUUUCUUUCCUAGUCAGUUCAUAAAAUUGAUUAUGGUUUGCUUGCAGGGCUCGUCUUAUUCUCUGGUUCUAAAUGGUAGGAUUCAAGGGCACUUUAAAGGAGGAAAAGGGCUUAGGCAAGGAGAUCCCAUUUCUCCUUUGCUAUUUGUUAUUGUGAUGGAGUAUCUCACCCGUCUGUUGAUUAAGGCUUCCAAGGAAAAUCGGUUCAGAUUUCAUCCAAUGUGUAAGUCUUUGAAUCGAAUUAGUCUUUACUUUGCUGACGACCUCAUUCUUUUUUGCAAAGGUACCUCCUCCUCUGUGCAAGUUAUUCGAGAGGUGUUUUCUGAGUUUAGCAUCUCUUCGGGUCUAAAGAUUAAUUACUCUAAAAUUUACAUUGGAGGAGUUCCAGCUGAGAUUAAAGCUAGAAUAUUGGUCUGUUCGAAGCUGAAUGAGGGUGUUUUUCUGCUGAAAUACCUUGGGGUUCCUCUUAGGCCUACCAAGUGGAAGGCUACUGACUGGGAUAGCCUCUGGGAUCAUGUGUUAAAGCAUGACUCUAGUUGUUAUUGGCAAAAACUUAUCUCAUUCUGUAGUUCUAUUUCUCGCUCCACUUUGGAGGCCGUUGUGAUAAAGGGUAAACUUCAUUUGGGUACCCUGUAUGUUCAACUUCUUUCUUGUGAGUGUAUAGAGUAUGAGAGAACUAUUUGGUGCAAGCUAUCUGUUCCUAAGCACAGAUUUAUUUUUUGGCACGCUGUUAAUCAGCACCUGCUUACUAGAGAUUUGUUGUACCUUCGUCAUGUUGUUGUUGCUUCUGUGCUAUGCCCGGUUUGUGGACUUGUUGAAGAAAGUCAUGGCCAUUUAUUUUUUGAGUGUAUCUUCUCCAAGAAGGUUUUGCAGCUUGUUUCCAACUGGCUUGGAGGGGUUACUUGGCCUGAAAAAUACAAGGACUGGACUGCUUGGAUAACCAAUAGGAAGUCUGGUUGGCUUCAUCACAUUGUGGCUGCAACUCUUGCUGCUUCCAUUUAUUUCAUUUGGUUAAAUCGUAAUUCUUGCUAUUUUGGAGAUAGUUGUUUUACUAUUUUUAAAGUUGAUCAUUUGAUUAGGUACUCUGUUAAAGCUAGAGUUCUUAACAUUUCUUCUAGGCAUUUAUCUACUAGAGAACGGCAAAUGAUUGAGUUUGUGAAUUGCAUGUAA